Molecule: messenger RNA, 3487 nt
Organism: Tuber melanosporum (Perigord truffle)
Lineage: Eukaryota; Fungi; Ascomycota; Pezizomycetes; Pezizales; Tuberaceae
Exons: 11
Coding region: 111-3170 (1019 amino acids)
Biological process (GO): positive regulation of transcription elongation by RNA polymerase II; transcription elongation by RNA polymerase II
Cellular component (GO): FACT complex
Molecular function (GO): nucleosome binding
Source: RefSeq, a predicted model, not a curated record
CAAACACAUCCACUUCUCAUUUUUUUUGUCGGAAAACACUGCUCGGCUGUUUGAAAGCUCGGGAUCGUCAAUAGGUGAGAUAUUCAGAAGAAUCGAGGCUACCACCAGUCAUGGGUGAUGAAGUUAGCAUAGACAAGUCGCUCUUUCACUCUCGUCUGGGCGGCUUGGUCGCGGCUUGGAAGGAUUCGAAGAAGGCGGAUUUGUUCGGUGGUGUUGGCUCUAUUGUCAUAAUAUUGGGGAAGACUGUGGAGGGCCCCUAUUCGAAGAGUCUUGCUCUGCAUUUCUGGUUGCUAGGGUACGAGUUUCCAACAACGCUCUUUGUCGUUACCCAAGAGAAAUUUUAUGUUGUGACUACGCCCAAGAAAUCAAAACAUCUGGAAACUCUGAAGGGUGGUAAAUUCCCGAUUGAAAUCCUGGUACGAGGAAAGGAUGAGGCACAGAACACUCAAAACUUCAAAGACCUAGCUGAGGUCAUCAAGAAAUCGGGGAAAAAAGUUGGCGUCUGCAUGAAGGACAAGGCUGAAGGUCCCUUCGUCAAUGAUUGGAAGAAAAUAUUCCCCGCGGAAAUUGAGGGCAUAGAGGAAUUCGAUGUCAGUCCCGCUAUUUCACAAUGUUUGGCUAUCAAGGAUGAUCUGGAGUUGAAAACCAUGCGUGCCUCCUCGCGUGCCUUGGUCGGUAUUAUGAAGGAUUACUUCAUCGACGAAAUGUCUACGAUCAUCGACGAGGAGAAGAAGAUAACCCACAUGCAGCUGUCGCAGAAAAUCGAGGCGAAGAUCGACGACGAAAAGUUCUUUAGAGCGAAAGAGAUGAAACUCGGCCCAGAUUUUGACCCGUUACAAUUAGACUGGACCGUGGGGCCAUUGGUACAGAGUGGGGGAAGGUAUGAUUUGCGGUCAAGUGCUACGUCAGACGAUAGCCAACUUCAUGGCGGGAUUAUUUUGUCAACUAUGGGAUUGCGUUAUAAGAGUUAUUGUUCAGCUAUUGCAAGAACUUUUCUCAUCGACCCGAAUAAGUCCCAAGAGAAAUACUACAGCUUCCUAGUCGAUCUCCAAUGGAAGGUCUUAUCCGAAAUACGCGAUGGAGUUGUUUGCAAGGAUGUUUAUAAUAAGGCUAUUGCUUUUAUUAAGUCAAAGCAUCCAGAAUUGGAGAAGCAUUUCCUUAAAGCUAUUGGUUCUAUUAUUGGAAUUGAGGCCAAGGAUACAACCACUCCCAUUACUGCUAAGAGCAAUAGGGUUGUCAAGGAUGGGAUGACUCUCUGUGUUACUGUGGGCUUUGCCGAUCUGGAGAACCCGAAGCCACAAGACUCUAAGAGUAAAGUUUAUAGUCUUGUUUUGACUGACACCAUUAAAGUUACUCCUGGUGACCCGAUUGUAUUCACUGGAGGAUGUUCCAAGGAUUUGAAGGAGACAGCCUUCUACUUCAAAGAUGAAGAACCGGAGCAAAAAGUCAAGGAGAAAAAGCCAGCGCCCAAGCCAGCACCUGCUAAGAAUACCGCUGUUUUGAAAGCUAAGCUUCGGGGAGAGCGCAAAGAGGUCGACGAGGGCGCGGAGCAGAAGAGGAGGGAACAUCAAAAGGAGCUCGCUCAGCAAAAGCAGGAAGAGGGUUUGGCUCGAUAUGCGGAGGGCGAUGCGGUUGGCGAUGGCAAGGGCAAAAAGGCUAUCAAACGAUUCGAGUCUUAUAAACGCGAAAACCAGUUGCCUUUAUCGGUAGCAGACCUUAAGAUUGUGGUAGACGCCAAGAGCCAAACCAUUAUUGUGCCUGUUUUUGGAAGACCAGUUCCUUUCCACAUUGCAACAUUGAAGAAUGCCAGCAAGACGGAUGAGGGCGACUGGACCUAUCUUCGUAUCAAUUUCCUCUCGCCAGGUCAAGGUGUAGGGAGGAAAGAUGAUUUGCCGUUUGAGGACCCAAAUGCCCAUUUUGUACGAAGCUUAACGUAUAGAAGCACGGAUAAUGACCGUAUGGCUGAGAUCUGUGCAGCUAUCCAAGACAUGAAGAAGAAUGCUGUCAAACGUGAACAGGAACGCAAGGAGAUGGAGGAUGUGGUAACCCAAGACAAUCUGGUGGAGAUCAGGAAUCGUCGACCUCAAAGACUUGGGGAUAUCUACGUCCGCCCUGCCCUUGAGGGCAAACGUGUUCCGGGAGAAGUCGAAAUUCACCAGAAUGGUCUCCGCUAUCAGUCACCUGUUCGUAAUGACCAUCGCAUUGAUGUCCUUUUCAGCAACGUUAAACACCUCUUCUUCCAACCUUGUGCCCACGAGCUCAUUGUCCUUAUCCAUGUUCAUCUCAAAGACCCGAUCAUGGUCGGGAAAAAGAAGACCAAGGAUGUUCAAUUCUACCGCGAAGCUACCGACAUCCAAUUUGACGAGACUGGGAACAGGAAGAGGAAGUACAGAUAUGGAGACGAAGAGGAAUUCGAACAGGAGCAAGAGGAGCGUAGACGGAGAGCGCUUUUGGAUAAGGAAUUCAAAGCGUUCGCAGACAAGAUCUCUGAAGCCGGGAAGAAGCAUGAAAAUGGCGUAGACGUUGACAUACCGUACCGUGAACUAGGGUUCAAUGGUGUCCCCUUCCGUGCAAAUGUGCUUUGCGCGCCUACUACGGACGCUCUCGUACAACUUACCGAUCCCCCGUUCUUGGUCAUUACCCUUGACGAAAUAGAGAUUGCCCAUUUGGAGAGAGUUCAGUUUGGAUUGAAAAACUUUGACCUGGUCUUUGUGUAUAAAGACUAUACUCGGCCUGUUUCUCAUAUUAAUUCCAUCCCCAUGGAGUCUCUUGAGAACGUCAAGGAGUGGCUUGACUCCUCUAACAUUCCUUUCACAGAAGGCCCGUUGAACUUGAACUGGCCGACAAUUAUGAAGACCGUGAUUGCAGACCCCCAUCAGUUCUUCAAAGAUGGUGGAUGGAACUUCCUCUCCGUCGAGUCUGAUGCCGACGAUGAUGACGAGGAAGACGAGGUGUCUGAAUUCGAAGCCGAUAGCUCCGACUCCGAAUCUGAGGGUAGCGAGGAGGAUAGUGAAUUCGACGAUGGUGACGCUAGUGCAGAUGAAGGCUCCGAAGCGUCGGACGAUGAAUCUGGCGAUGAUUGGGAUGACCUUGAGAAUGAGGCCAAGCGGAAGGAUAAGGAGGUUUCCGUUAAAGUUGAGGAGAAACCGAAGAAGGGGAAGAGGCGUUGAGUGGGACGCUUCAGUCCAGUUUGAUUCGGUGGUAAAUGUAUGAUAAUUCACCCUUUUCAUUUUCAUUUUCGAACUUGCUUUCUUGCUUGUGGAUCCUUUCUUCAAAGGGUCCUCUCCAGUGAAGAGAUGUAUCAAGAUCUCGGAAGGCGCUGGUGUGUAGGGUGGAUUGAUGAAUGGAUAUCAAUAGUCAGCUGAUUGUGGAAUUAUGACUGGGGGAAGGGGAAAAGGCUGAUUGGGAUGGAUGGGUUGCUUUGCUGGGAAUUAUUAACAUGACAUUCUAUGGAAUUGAUACCCUGUUGGGGGCUGUUUUUAACGAA